AUGGAAGUUGAUAUACCGAAUAAUCCUUUACUUGAAACAACUAUGGGUAAUACUUCUGAAUUGGAAGGCACUAUUCCAGAAAAUGCUGAAAAUCAUACUCAUCAAAGUGUGGAUACUAAAGAAUUGGUUACUACCACAGGUAGUGACGACACUGCUCUUGAAAAGGAACCUUGUACCAAUUCUGAAACCAUGUCAAUCGAUGUCAAGAAGUCAGACGAGAACACUUCAUCUAUAUCUAAUAUAUAUUAUCCUCCAAGUUGGGCUUUAAACUGUUCUCCAUCUUUAGACUAUAAAUUAGAAGUAAUUAAAAAUGGUUUACAACUAUCAGAUUGUACAGUUUAUUUAUCAUCUCCUCCUUCGGAUAUCAAUUUACAAUCUUCAUGUGAUGGUUUAAGCUAUUGCCUAUUUGGACGUCAACCUCAAUCCUAUUAUUGUACACCAUCAAAUAAUAUGAAUGGACAAUGUUCAGUACUUGCACAUCCUUCCAUAAGUCGAUUACAUGCUGUAUUACAGUAUGGUAAACCACCGCAUGCUAUAGGUCAUGUACCAGAAACUGAAAAAGAUACUACUGGAUGGUAUUUGAAAGAUUUAGAAAGUACUCAUGGUACUUUUGUCAACAAGAGACGUUUACCUCCAGGAAGAUUUGUACGUAUUCGCGUUGGUUAUGUUUUACGAUUUGGUGGUAGUACACGUUUGCAUGUUCUUCAAGGACCAGAAGAAGACAUUGAACAACAAACUUCUCAAUCUUGGUCUGAUUUAAAAAAAUCUCAUGAAGAUUAUAAGAUGAAUUUUACAAUGGAACGUAAUAACUCAUCAACACAGAAUUCAAAUACUGUCAAGCUUGAAUGUAACUGGGGCAUAUCGUUAGAAGACCCUGUUCCCGAACCAAUUCCAACUUUAUUGCAAUCUGGAACUUGCUUGAGUCAUGAGAAAUUAUAUCGUGACGAUCCAAAACGGACAUUGAAUACAUAUUUUGAACGAGAAGGCAUUGAUCCUAUUCCACAAUAUGAAUUUGUUGAAGCUCCAUUUGGAAAACAACAUUGUCGGAUCGAAUUGCCAUUGAGUUCAGGUACGGUGACAGCAGAAGUUAUUGUUUCUGGUAAAAGAAAAGAAGCCGUCGUUGCUUGUGCUUUAGAAGCAUGUCAACUUUUGGAUCGUUUAGAUCGUUCUGCUGCUUCUAACUAUACUCGAUCACGAGCUUAUUGGGAAGAUCGUGAUUAUUAUUCAUCUGAUGAAGAUACAUUUGUUGAUCGAACUGGUGCUGUGGAAAAAAAACGUUUAAAUCGUAUGCGUCAAUUAGGAGUACAAGAUACUACUACUAAUGAUCAUCAGAUUAAAACACCAGACGAACUAUUGAACAAUAAUAAUAAUAAUAAUGUUAAAAUUCAUUCAAAAAAUGAAAAACGAUUCUCUCAAAAUGCAACUAUGAUUACUGUGGUAUGUUUUUUGGUUGUAUGUUUUACUCAGUGUGUAUUUACGGGUGCUUGUGCAUGUUCAUGA
Molecule: messenger RNA, 1500 nt
Organism: Schistosoma turkestanicum
Lineage: Eukaryota; Metazoa; Platyhelminthes; Trematoda; Strigeidida; Schistosomatidae
Source: the annotation of a GenBank genome assembly